UAUACUGUGGAACAUAUGUUACUCAGCUCUCCCUUAGAGAGUCAAAAAGAGUCAAUCCCUACUGAACAAGGGGUGGAGAGAGGACAAUGUUUAUAUUGUACACUCCUUAUCACUUAUGCUGAGGAAUUAUUGUUUCUGUCUUUUUUCUUCACAGCAGAUAACUGGAAGAAGAGCAAUGCAUACACCAAAUGCAGUAAGCAUUUUGGGCACAAUGGGGGUCUUCCUAGACACCAGCAAACCCACAACGAAGACAGAGGUUCAGCUAGAGAAAAGCCCUACACAUGCAAUGUAUAUGGAGAGAAGCCACACCAGUGCCAAGAGUGCGGGAAACGUUUUGCCUAUAGUUCAGCCUUGGUGAGGCAUAAAAGACUCCACACAGGAGAGAAGCCAUACCAAUGCAAGGAGUGUGGGAAACGUUUCGCCUACGGUUCAGCAUUGGUAAGCCACAAGACACUCCACACAGGAGAGAAGCAAUACCAGUGCCAGGAGUGUGGGAAAUGUUUUGCUUACAGUUCAGCUUUGGUGAGGCACAAAAAACUACACACAGGUGAGAAGCCAUACCAAUGCCAGCAGUGUGGGAAAUGUUUUGCUGACAGUUCAACCUUGUUGAGCCACAAAAGACUCCACACAGGAGAGAAGCCAUACCAAUGCCAGGAGUGUGGGAAAUGUUUUGCUGAGAGUUCACACUUGGUGAGGCACAAAAGACUCCACACAGGAGAGAAGCCAUACCAAUGCCAGGAGUGUGGGAAAUGUUUUGCUCAGUGUUCACAAUUGAAGAACCACAAAAGACUCCACACAGGAGAGAAGCCACACCAAUGCCAAGAGUGUGGGAAAUGUUUUGCUCAGUGUUCACACUUGGUGAGCCACAAAAGACGCCACACAGAAGAAAAGCCUCACCAAUGCCAAGAGUGUGGGAAAUGUUUUGCUUCCAGUUCAGCCUUCAUGGGCCACAAAAGACUCCACACAGGAGAGAAGCCACACCAAUGCCAAGAAUGUGGAAAAUGUUUUGCCUACAGUUCAGCCAUGGUGAGCCACAAAACACUCCACACAGGAGUGAAGCAAUACCAAUGCCAGGAGUGUGGGAAAUCUUUUGCGUACAGUUCAGCCUUGGUGAGGCAUCAAAUACUCCACACAGGUGAGAAGCCAUACCAAUGCCAGGAGUGUGGGAAAUGUUUUGCUGACAGUUCAGCCUUGGUGAGGCACAAAAGACUCCACACAGGGGAGAAGCCAUACAAAUGCUAUGAAUGUGGGAAAUGUUUUGCUUCCAGUUCAGGCUUGGUGAGGCACAAUAGACUCCACACAAGAGAGAAGCCACACCAAUGCCUGGAGUGUGGGAAAAGUUUUGCUUCCAGUUCAGCCAUGGUGAGCCACAAAAGAGUACACACAGGAGAGAAGCGAUACCAAUGCCAAGAGUGUGGGAAAUCUUUUGUGUACAGUUCAGCCUUUGUGAGUCACAAAAGACUCCACACAGGUGAGAAGCCAUACCAAUGCCAGGAUUGUGGGAAAUGUUUUGCUGACAGUUCAGCCUUGGUGAGUCACAAAAGACUCCACACAGGAGAGAAGCCGUACAAAUGCCAGGAGUGUUGGAAAUGUUUUGCGUACAGUUCAGCCUUGGUGAGUCACAAAAGACUCCACACAGGUGAGAAGCCAUACCAAUGCCAGGAUUGUGGGAAAUGUUUUGCUUACAGUUCAGCCUUGGUGAGGCACAAAAGAGUCCACACAGGGGAGAAGCCAUACAAAUGCUAUGAAUGUGGGAAAAGUUUUGCUUCCAGUACAGGCUUGGUGAGGCACAAUAGACUCCACACAGGAGAGAAGCCAUACCAAUGCCUGGAGUGUGGGAAAUGUUUUGCUCGCAGUUCACAUUUGGUGAGCCACAAAACACUCCACACAGGAGAGAAGCAAUACCAAUGCCAGCAGUGUGGGAAAUGUUUUGCUUCCAGUUCAGCCUUGGUGAGUCACAAAAGACUCCACACAGGUGAGAAGCCAUACCAAUGUCAGGAGUGUGGGAAAUGUUUUGCUGACAGUUCAGCCUUGGUGAGGCACAAAAGACUCCACACAGGUGAGAAGCCAUACCAAUGCCAGGAGUGUGGGAAAUGUUUUGCUGACAUUUCAGCCUUUGUGAAGCACAAAAGACUCCACACAGGGGAGAAGCCAUACAAAUGCUAUGAAUGUGGGAAAUGUUUUGCUUACAGUUCAGCCUUGGUGAGUCACAAAAGACUCCACACAGGAGAGAAGCCACACCAAUGCCUGGAGUGUGGGAAAAGUUUUGCUUCCAGUUCAGCCAUGGUGAGCCACAAAAGAGUCCACACAGGAGAGAAGCGAUACCAAUGCCAGGAGUGUGGGAAAUGUUUUGGUUACAGUUCAGCCUUGGUGAGGCACAAAAGACUCCACACAGGAGAGAAGCCAUACCAAUGCCAGGAGUGUGGGAAAUGUUUUAAGUGGAGUUCACGCUUGGUGAAACAUGAGAGGUUUCACGCAGGAGAGAAACCACACCAAUGCCAGGAGUGUGGGAAAUGUUUUGCCUACAGUUCACUCUUGGUGAGGCACAAAAUACUCCACACAGGAGAAAGGCAAUACCAAUGCCAGGAUUGUGGGAAGAGUUUUGCUUACAGUUCAGCCUUGGUGAGGCACAAAAGACUCCACACAGGAGAGAAGCCAUACCAAUGCCAGGAGUGUGGGAAAUGUUUUGCUUACAGUUCAGCCUUGGUGAGCCAUAAAAGACUCCACACAGGAGAGAAGCCAUACCAAUGCCAGGAGUGUGGGAAAUGUUUUGCUUACAGUUCAGCCUUUGCUUUGGUGAGCCACAAAAGACUUCACACAGGGGAGAAGCCAUACCAAUGCCAGGAGUGUGGGAAAUGUUUUGCUGACAAAUCAGCCUUGGUGAGGCACAAAAGACUCCACACAGGAGAGAAGCCAUACCAAUGCCAGGAGUGUACGAAAUGUUUUGCUGACAGUGCAGCCUUGGUGAGCCACCAAAGACUCCACACAGGAGAGAAGCCAUACCAAUGCCAGGAGUGUGGGAAAUGUUUUGCUCACAGUUCAGCCUUGGCGAGCCACAAAAGACUCCACACAGGAGAGAUAACAUACCAAUGCCAGGAGUGUGAGGAGUGGUAUUCUUCCAAGUCAUCACUUCUGAGACACCAGAGCACUCACACAGGAGAUAAGUCAUCCCAAUGCCAGGAGUGUGGGAAAUGUUUUGCUGACAAUUCAUCCUUGGUGAGGCACAAAAGACUCCACACAGGAGAGAAGCCAUACCAAUGCCAGCAGUGUGGGAAAUGUUUUGCUGACAGUUCGGCGUUGGUGAGGCACAAAAGACUCCACACGGGAGAGAAGCCAUACCAAUGCCAGCAGUGUGGGAAAUGUUUUGCUGACCCUUCAGUCUUCUUGAGGCACGAAAGACUCCACACAGGGGAGAAGCCGUACCAAUGCCAGGAGUGUGGGAAAUGUUUUGCUUCCAGUACAGCCUUGGGGAGCCACAAAAUAGUCCACACAGGAGAGAAACCAUACCAAUGCCAGGAGUGUGGGAAAUGUUUUGCUCGCAGUUCAGCCUUGGUGACCCACAAGAGACUCCACACAGGAGAGAAACCAUACCAAUGCCAGGAGUGUGAGAAAUGUUUUGCUGACAGUUCAGCCUUAGUGGGCCACAAAAGACUCCACACAGGAGAGAAACCAUACCAAUGCCAGGAGUGUGGGAAAUGUUUUGCUUAUAGUUCACACUUGGUGAGCCACAAAAGACUCCACACAGGAGAGAAACCAUACCAAUGCCAGGAGUGUGGGAAAUGUUUUACUCAGAGUUCAUAUCUUGUGAGUCACCAGAGAAUUCAUUGAGGAGAAAAACCAUCCAAAGAGCUGGGACAAGCAUAAUAAAAUGAAUUGCAACAAGGAAAUUGCAAGUUGGGACAUUCUGUUCCUGUGUGUAGACUAUACAUUCAAUAUUUGCCAAUGAAUACGUGUGGUUCACUUGGUUUCAAUGAGCACUUGGUUUGACUUUGGACUGAUUUCUUAGUCAAUUCCCUUCUUGGUUUCCUACUCUUUUCAGGUUUUUUGCUUUGUUUGGCUUCGGACUAUUUUGGAGAACUCUUUUGCUUCUCUGUUCACGGGCCUCACCAUGGGACUGGACUGACUUUCCUCUGUUUGUGGCUAAACAUCCCAUUUCAAACAGGACCCUUUGAGAAGUCCUGCCUAAGGUUUGGUAGAGUCCACUUUCUUGUCCUUUGAGGUCCUCUUCUGUGGAGGAGCAUAAAGCAAGCUCCCUGUGACAAUAUUUUAAAAAUAAACCAUAUGUAACUCCA
This is a messenger RNA of Anolis sagrei ordinatus, 4292 nucleotides long. NCBI's taxonomy places the organism in Eukaryota, Metazoa, Chordata, Lepidosauria, Squamata, Anolidae. The record is from RefSeq and is a predicted model, not a curated record.